Equus quagga is the source of this 279-nucleotide messenger RNA. It is a transcript of the gene S100A5, whose product is annotated as S100 calcium binding protein A5. Gene Ontology annotation, molecular function: transition metal ion binding; calcium ion binding. The record is from RefSeq and is a predicted model, not a curated record. Lineage: Eukaryota; Metazoa; Chordata; Mammalia; Perissodactyla; Equidae. Bases 1 to 279 code for a protein of 92 amino acids. Gene Ontology annotation, cellular component: cytoplasm; nucleus. The transcript has 2 exons.
AUGGAGACUCCUCUUGAGAAGGCCCUGACCACUAUGGUCACGACUUUCCACAAAUAUUCGGGGAGAGAGGGCAGCAAACUGACCCUUAGUAGGAAGGAACUAAAGGAGCUGAUCAAGAAGGAGCUGUGUCUUGGUGAGAGGAAGGAGAGCAGUAUCGAUGACCUGAUGAAGAGCCUGGACAAAAACAGCGACCAGGAGAUUGACUUCAAGGAGUACUCAGUGUUCCUGACCACGCUGUGCACGGCCUAUAACGACUUCUUCUUGGAGGACAACAAGUGA